Pochonia chlamydosporia 170 is the source of this 210-nucleotide messenger RNA. RefSeq lists its product as hypothetical. NCBI's taxonomy places the organism in Eukaryota, Fungi, Ascomycota, Sordariomycetes, Hypocreales, Clavicipitaceae. The transcript has a single exon. The coding region runs from base 1 to 210 and encodes 69 amino acids. The record is from RefSeq and is a predicted model, not a curated record.
AUGUUUCUCCCAAGUUCACAAGAGAUGCCAUCGUUGGAGACCAGUUGGAGUACCGAAGUUCGCUCCGUAAGAUUACUCUUCCUCGAGCUGGUACAAAUGAAACUGAGUGACACGACCAAGAGAGUGCUAGGGGAUCGAAAUAUCAACAGGACUGAUCAUUCAGUGAACAGUACGUUGUCCUCACAUAAUGCUCAUGACUCCCCUUGCUAG